ACUAGGAUGCUACUUGGGUUGGAUCUGCUUUCAUGGAGGGAAGUUGGGUCCGUGGGUGGGUCCUGUCGGGCCUGUUCAUUUUUGGGUUCAAUUCCUUUAAUUAAUCGAUUUUUGUUCUUUCAUUCACAGAAGAACAGAUUUGGCGUCGACAAAAACAAAGCUGAGCUGGAAGCUGUGAAACCCAAGUGGAAUCCCAAAGAUUUCUGCAAGGAGAAGGAGGGAAGCUGCUAAAUUUGCUCAAUUAUAGAAUGAAGUUAUUUGCAGUUUUCGUGAGGAAGAUGGAUCUUUUGAUGGUUCCAUACUCAUCAGAUCCUAGCUUGAAAAUAAUUCAAUGGCCAUUGUUUCUGCUUGCAAGCAAGAUUCCCAUAGCAUUGGAUAUGGCAGCUCAAUUUCGAGGAAAAGACUCUGAUCUUUGGAGAUGCAUAUGUGCAGAUGAAUAUAUGAAGUGUGUUGUGAUUGAAUGCUAUGAAUCUUUUAAAAAUGUCAUGAAUGCUUUGGUAGUAGGAGAAGCUAAAAAAAGCUUGAUCGGGUGCCAAGUUUAUUCCAAAGGCCAAAUCAAAACAGCUUUCUCCAAAAGGAAAUACUAGUUGUUCACCUUGUUAAUGCCAUGCAUUCAGAGGAUGCAGUUCAUAACUUAUGCUUCUGGAUCUUUUGCUCUUUUUUCUUGACUUAAUAUGUUACUUCUUCCAUGUGCAAUAAAUGCAGCAUGCAGUGCACUUGUGGAUGCUAGAAUUCCCUUAAAACAUCUUGCUAGUAAUCUAGAUUUGUUGGAUUUUGCAACACCUUGUUCUUUUGCAAUGCAAACCCAACAGAUCUUUAUUCCCCGUGUUAAAAUUAUAGAUGUCUUUAUAUUCAUGGUUAGUGGAAAUUUUAUUAUCCCAAAAGGUAGGCUACACCAAGAACUACUACAUAAAAUGCAGAUAUAAUGGAGUUUUUUUUAAUUAAUGAUUUGAUUCUUACU
Molecule: messenger RNA, 961 nt
Organism: Glycine soja
Lineage: Eukaryota; Viridiplantae; Streptophyta; Magnoliopsida; Fabales; Fabaceae
Product: callose synthase 5-like
Exons: 5
Coding region: 249-587 (112 amino acids)
Cellular component (GO): plasma membrane
Molecular function (GO): glucosyltransferase activity
Source: RefSeq, a predicted model, not a curated record